GUAAUACAGUAUAUACCUGAGCACGUGAGUACAGGGUGUUCUGGGGGCCAGUGUAUUGUUUUCUACUCAAACCCAUCUUCCUGGAGUAGCUCUGGGCCAACUGGUUUAUUAUGUAACACACCAGGACAUUACGUUCAGAACCUCGCUUUACAAGUGUCCCCCGACCGCGCGCACGAGUAGGAAACGCUGGACUGCACUAUAUAUUCGACUUCACUACACGUCGAACAUAAUGUUCUCAAGUUGCCAUACAUUCAGCACUCGUCACGUUUUUACGCUGCUGCUUCGAUUGACCAAUCGCAGGCCACGAAUCCUACCAAGUGGGUGGAUGUAGUGGCCAAACUAUAUGAUGCCGGCGACAGUUCAGACACAGCCACGCCCUUAAAUUCCAAAUAUAGGAUACGGACAGGGACACACAUAUCAUCCCUGUAUCUUGCAUUUUUUGCCCGAAAGAUUUUGUCGGUCGGGCAGCGGAAGCCGAGUGGCAGUCAAAAGCCAAAUUAUAUUGUAUUGCUCUGCGGAAGACACAUUUCCACUACUAUAGAGUGUAGUAACCGUGCUCUGCAUGUGACCGACGAGACAGGGGAGGGGCCCUAUGUCUCGUGUAUACUACCGUGGAGGGAACACGGAGUUCUAGUACGUAGCAAAGCGGCAGAGCGUCAUUGGGAGCCUUACACAGGAAGAUAAUCGAGUAGAAAAAUACACAUCCAUCCGGCUCCGAGUUUAUUACCGUCCGCAGCGGAGGAGGUGUCGUCGGAGGUUCUCCCAAGACAAAAUUUAGCUCCUGAUAUGUUGAUGUAGCUUUUAUUUACAUACCUGUUUGGCCAAAGAUGUUGUCAGUACAACAACAUAAGAGGAUGAGCACCAAGAGGAAGCCAGAAACCCAUUCAAGGGCAUCAAACCAAGCACACACAAGAGACUCAGAGCGAGACUCUGGAUUUUCAGAUGCAAGCUCAGACCAUCUGAAUGCAAUGGACACCACAGACUCAGAGGACUCACCGCACCCUGUUGCACAGCAGGGACCACAGUCUUCUGGCUCAGGGCAUCAACCCUCUCAGCUGGCUGUAGUUGGAGGCUCGUAUUCCAACAUUUCUCCGAUGAUCAUAAUGAACAACAUGCUCCUGAAGCAGCCUGGCGACAACCCUCCUGCUCUGAAGCCCUGGGGCUUUAGUCCCACAGUGGAGGUGGUUCAACAGCCUCAGGUAGUGUUCCUCCAACCGGUGGUCUCUAGUCAAACUCCUCCCACCCACAAAGAGGCUACCUCCAGACCCAAACGCUCCAAGAAGUAUCUUCCCAUUCUAAAAUCCUACCCCAAGAUUGCACCACAUCCAGGGGACAGCUCCUCAGGGAAGGGCUCUUCCUCCUCUUCUUCAUCAUCUUCUUCCUGUACUUCUUCUUCUUUACGGUCAAAGAAUGACAGCCAUUUAUUCUCCAACCAGCAUGAACACUACCAGAAAGACCAACAGCUCAGAACCAUGUGUGGUAGUGUUAGCAAAGCUGGUUCAAACUGUGCCAGUCUUCCUGGUACUCCCAACUCCAUGUCUCCUUUGCUCCAACACUUAAAUUCUACCUCCACACCAGAAACCAGUGUCUACAACAGUCCUAGCGUUGAAAGAAGUCCAUUAGUAUUUAGUCAGUUAGAGUUCAACACUUCUCAUCCUUUCUGCCAGACUUCUAAAGAUCAGAUGUACUCUUUUCCACAACUGGACACGCAGGAGAAAUUGUUUGGUGAAAGUGACCAGAGUGACAGUGAUGCCGAAACAAAGCGGAAACGUUUCUGCAACACCUACAACAUCCUUAGCAAAUCUGGUCUGCUUGACAUUACUCUUCGUACCAAGGAGCUUCUUAAACAAAACUUACACACCCAGAAUGACCUUGACAGGCUGAGAGAACACACAGACCUCUUCCUUCAGGCUCUGCACAACGGUGACAGUAGCAUCUGUGGUAAACUGCAGGCCAGACUUCAAGAGGAAGACGGAGAGAGAGAAAAGGCAAGGGCUGUUCAGCUCACCUCAAAAGCAGAUUUGUCACAGGCCUGAGCCAGACAAUAUACCUUCAGGUUCAUAUGGGGAAAGAACACCAAGGCUGGGGGUUGAAAGAAACACAAAGUGAUUGAAAACUUCAAAUUAGUUUCACAGUUCAUGUGCCCACUCAUGGUUUUGUAAAAUCGUGAAAGACAUUGUAGACAUACGUCUUUUUUUCCUUUCUUUUGUAACCAGUUUUACUUGAAGUUAAAGCAUAAAUAUAGAUAUUGACAUAAUCGGGUAUAACAGGUAAAGUUAACAAUAAAAUACUGAUGCUACAAUGUAUCACUGAUGGUGAAAACGCUGGUUUGCGCUGGUUCUAACAGUAACUAGCAAACUGGAUGGUGAUGUAGUGGAAGUUUACAAACUACAAAAAUGUAUAAGUGAGGACACACUGCUCUUCCAUGCCUGACCUCUGACCCCAACCCUUUGAACAUAUCUCAGUCAUCCAGGUCACGGUCAAGGUUGUUAGGCAACUGGACAUGAAAUUACCUCAAGAAAACGUUUCACCUCUCAUCCAAGAGGCUUCUUUAGUUCUAAUUGAUAGAGGGGAUAGAAA
This is a messenger RNA of Cynoglossus semilaevis (tongue sole), 2580 nucleotides long. It is a transcript of the gene cipcb, whose product is annotated as CLOCK-interacting pacemaker b. Lineage: Eukaryota; Metazoa; Chordata; Actinopteri; Pleuronectiformes; Cynoglossidae. Gene Ontology annotation, biological process: negative regulation of DNA-templated transcription; negative regulation of circadian rhythm. The record is from RefSeq and is a predicted model, not a curated record. Gene Ontology annotation, cellular component: nucleus.